Molecule: messenger RNA, 1758 nt
Organism: Penicillium expansum
Lineage: Eukaryota; Fungi; Ascomycota; Eurotiomycetes; Eurotiales; Aspergillaceae
Product: Multicopper oxidase, type 1
Exons: 2
Coding region: 1-1758 (585 amino acids)
Molecular function (GO): oxidoreductase activity; copper ion binding
Source: RefSeq, a predicted model, not a curated record
AUGAAGCUCCACGCUCUUCUCCUCCUGGCACUUAGCCUGAGUGCUUCUAUUGCGGCCAUUCCACACGAUCCAUCCAAUUCGGCUAAUCUCCAGCCACAAUACCAUAGACCCACCACAACCACAACCAAGACAAGUCACACCACCAAGAUCAACAAGCCCACGGGAAGACCUUGUGCAGGCAACACAGCCCGAACACGGUCCAAAUGGUGCCAAUACGAUGUCAACACCGACUACACCCAGAUAGUGCCAAACACAGGCGUAACACGGGAGUACUGGCUCAACCUCGAAGAGCUCGUAGCGGCACCAGAUGGAUUCAGCCGGCCAGUAAUGGCCGUGAACGGGACAAUCCCGGGCCCAACUAUCUUCGCUGACUGGGGCGACUGGGUCGUGAUCCAUGUUACAAACAGCCUUUACAAGGCCCAGAAUGGAACGAGCAUCCACUGGCACGGAAUCAGACAAAGCCACACAAACGGCAAUGACGGCGUGGUCUCUAUCACGCAAUGUCCCACUGCCCCCGGCUCAACCAUAACCUAUAAAUGGCGGGCCGAGCAGUAUGGUUCGUCGUGGUACCAUUCGCACAUUGGACUGCAAGCUUGGGAGGGUGUAUUUGGCGGGAUUGUGAUUAAUGGUCCUGCCACAGCGAACUACGAGGUGGAUAAGGGAAGUCUGUUCCUAACGGACUGGUCGCAUCCAACCGUUGAUGAGCUAUACUUGGAGGCUCAGACGGUUGGACCGCCAACUUUGGAUACUGGGUUGAUUAACGGGACGAAUGUCUUUGGGAAUGGGACCAAUUCUACGGGCACGCGGUUCCAGAUGAAGGUUAAUCAGGGGUCUUCGUAUCGACUGAGGAUUGUUAAUUCGGCUGUUGAUACGCACUGGAAGUUCAUGAUUGAUAAUCAUACGCUUACUGUUAUUUCGGCGGACUUUGUGCCGAUCAGGCCAUUUACAGCGGAUUAUAUCAAUAUCGGAAUGGUAACAGCGAACCAACGCCAAAUCGCCGAUUCAUUCUGGAUCCGUGCAAUUCCCCAAGAAGCGUGCUCCGAAAAUGCAAAUCCAGACAACAUAAGAGGAAUCCUGUACUACGGAAACCGUCCGCGCACACCCAAAACAAACUCCUUCACCUUCCCCGACGAAUGCGUCGACGAGCUGGCCUCCAGCCUAGUCCCCCAAGUUCCCAAAACCGUCUCAGCAGCAGACUGGAACAACCUAACGGACGUAACACUGGGACGCAACAGCGCGAACCUCUUCCGCUGGUAUCUGAACAGCACGACGAUGCAAGUCCUUUGGGAAGACCCAACCUUGCUCCAGCUCUUCAACAACGAAAACACACCCAACUUCACCGCAUCGAGUGGCGUGAUUGAACUGCCACGCGCCCACGAAUGGGUGUAUCUCAUGAUCAACACGAGUUUCCCAGUGGCGCAUCCUAUUCAUUUACAUGGCCAUGAUUUCUUUGUUUUGGCACAGGGGUUUAAUCCCUGGAAUGGGAGUGUUUCGACAAAUAACCCGCCAAGGAGGGAUACAGCAAUGUUGAACGGGAAUGGGUUUUUGCUUAUUGCGUUUGAGACGGACAAUCCCGGGGCGUGGCUUAUGCACUGUCAUAUUGGGUGGCAUACGGAUGAGGGUUUUGCGUUGCAGUUUUUGGAGAGGGAGAGUGAGAUUGAGCCGUUGAUUGAUCGGAAGGCUCUAGGGGAUAAUUGUGAUUCUUGGAAUGCGUAUGAUACGGCGUUUAAUAUUGAGCAGGAGGAUUCGGGGGUUUAG